Molecule: messenger RNA, 486 nt
Organism: Seminavis robusta
Lineage: Eukaryota; Bacillariophyta; Bacillariophyceae; Naviculales; Naviculaceae
Source: the annotation of a GenBank genome assembly
AUGGGUUCCGCCAUGUCAUCGUCGUCGCUGAAUGAGCUGUGCCACGUCCUGCGUCGAAAAGAUCCACCGCCCACGUUGGAGGAAGUCCGUUACCAUCAUCUUUUCAAGGGAGCCUCCUCGCGUCUCGUCGGUCGCACUAUCCAGCAGAAGAAUCAACUGCUUCCACUCCACCAGGCUUUGUGCAACCGCGCCCUCAUGGAAACAGACGACGAGUCCAGUGAUAUUGUGGAAUUUCUGAUCAUUUGCCAACUGGGACCGUCUCAAAUCCAGUGUUCGAAAGGAACGCUGGGAUGGAAGCUUACCCAUUCAUAUCGUGUGCCAACAAGGCGCUCCCUUGGCAGUGUUCCAGCAAUUGGUCCAUCACUUUCCAGCAGGUUUGCGUUACCACUCAGGCUUUCAUCAUUGUGGAUAUCUACCCCUCCACUUGGCAUUAAUGAGCAGUCGGUUUUGGAACGUCCCAAUGGAAACAAUCCAAUUCCUCCAUGA